AUGCGCUGGUGGUGCUGGAAGAGGCUGCUCUGCGCCAGCCUCCUCCUCUUGCUCCUCCUCUGGUGCCUGCUGCUCCUCGCCAGGGACGUGCAGAAGAAGUGGCCAGUGGCUGGACGCUUCCGCCUGGCACCGCGGGGGCAGCUGCUGGCGUGGCCCGGUCUCGGAGCUGUGCAGGGUGUCGACUUCGCCUCGCUGUUUGCAGGAUCCCACGCCAGCCCACGCUGCGACUGGGGGCAAGUGCUGCUCAUCCUGGUGACAUCCGCACCGGGCAACGUGGAGGCCCGGCACGUCAUCAGGAGGACCUGGGCUGCCCAGGAGGGACAGCCCCCCAACCGGUGGCAGACGGUGUUCCUGGUGGGGCAGGCGGCUGAGGCAGAGGUGGCCCGGGGUGUCCAGAGGGAACAGCAGGAGUUUGGGGACAUCCUGGUGGGGAACUACAAGGACACGUACCGCAACCUCACCCUGAAGGUCAUGCACGGUUUGAAGUGGGCGUCCAAAAAGUGCCGGCCCCGCUACAUCCUCAAGACGGACGACGACUGCUUCGUGAACACGGAUCGCCUGCCCGCCUUCCUGGCUGAGGUCAACACGGUGAGGACCGGCCUCUACGUGGGCUCCCUGUUCUCCCAGGAGAAGCGGCAGGUCAUCCGCGAGCCCUCCAGCAAGUGGUAUGUGUCGCGGCAGGACUACCACCCGGAUGAGUACCCGCCCUACGCCAGCGGCAUCGGCUACGUCCUCUCCCUGGACGUGGCUGAGAAGAUCCUGGAGGCGGCGCGGCGUGUCCGCCCCAUCCCCGUUGAAGACGCCUACGUGGGCAUCUUGGCGGAGGAGGCAGGAGUGCGGGCGAAAGCCAGCGCCCGCUUUGCCAAGCACAAUGUGCGGUGGCGCGUCUGCAACUACCGGUACCUGAUGGUGAUCCACCACCUGAGCCCGCGGGAGCAGGAGGCGGCCUGGAGGAGCAUGCUGCAGGCCCACAGCGCCUGCCGCGACAGCCUCGAGGUCAGCCGGUGGAAGUGA
Dromaius novaehollandiae (emu) is the source of this 1014-nucleotide messenger RNA. RefSeq names its product beta-1,3-galactosyltransferase 5-like. Gene Ontology annotation, cellular component: Golgi membrane. Gene Ontology annotation, molecular function: hexosyltransferase activity. Bases 1 to 1014 code for a protein of 337 amino acids. The transcript has a single exon. The record is from RefSeq and is a predicted model, not a curated record. Lineage: Eukaryota; Metazoa; Chordata; Aves; Casuariiformes; Dromaiidae.